This is a messenger RNA of Sceloporus undulatus (fence lizard), 4164 nucleotides long. RefSeq names its product KH and NYN domain containing (gene KHNYN). Gene Ontology annotation, molecular function: RNA endonuclease activity; mRNA binding. The record is from RefSeq and is a predicted model, not a curated record. The coding region runs from base 356 to 3175 and encodes 939 amino acids. Lineage: Eukaryota; Metazoa; Chordata; Lepidosauria; Squamata; Phrynosomatidae. Gene Ontology annotation, cellular component: cytoplasmic ribonucleoprotein granule; nucleus. The transcript has 8 exons.
ACCGCCCCAUUGGGAAAGUCCCUGCGGGUCGAGACCGCCUUCCUUUUCCUCUUUGUUCCAAAAUGGAAGCUGGGUUUUGAGAGGGGUUUUUGUUUUUUAUGUGUUGGAGCAAAGCAGCAGUGCAACCAUACACCUCCUUUCUUCUCCUGCCCUUGGCUCUCCAAGAAACAAAAGCAAAACCCAGCAGCAAGAAGGAGGAGGCACAGCAGCAGAGAUGGGCAUGGCUGGAAGAAGACCUGGGGCGCUUUGCCAUGAUCCUGGCACCUCUUGGCUCAAACCAGUGGCAGCUUCUUAGCCUCCUAACAGCUGAUACUGUCCCCUGAACAAAGCGUAAACCUGCAGCCAGCGAUCUCUCAUGAUGCCGAGCGGCGGGAGGACUCUGGAUGAAUUCGCCGUGUCGGAGGAGGCGCAGGAGGUGGUGACACAGCACCGGCCCCGCAUUGAACAGCUUUUUAGAGUUGAGCUAAACAUCCUGGGGGUGCUGGGGUUGGCACAGAGCCCCAGUGGGGAUGCCCAGGGGGAACGGAAGAUUUGGCUGCAGUUGCAGGGCCAUGGAGACAGUCUGCAGAGGGCAAAGGAAUAUAUCAAAGGCCUUUGUGCUGCAGAGCUGAGUGAAGAGGUUUACUACCCUAAAGACAUGCAGUGCAUCUUUUUGGGAGCCCACGGGUUAUUCUUGGACUGUCUCAUCCAAGGGACUUCUGCCCAUGUUACCUUCCUCCGUCCUGGAGUCUUGUUGAUCUCAGGUUUGGCUGAAGCUUUUGUCAUGGCCCAGAGCCGGAUCCAUGAAUUUGUGGGAAAGUAUCAGAAGAACCUCAAGCUGCCUGAGGAACGGGAGGCCCAGGUCAAGCGAGCCUUCCGGGAUUUGGUGGAAACCUAUGACGACAAACAUGCCAUGGACCUCUUGAUCUUGCCCACUUCAGUCAAAGAGGAGUUACUGAACUUGGUGAAGGAGAUUCAACAAGAAGCCAGGGAAGACAGACAUGGGAAUGGGUGCUGGACACCACCUGGCUCUGAACAAAACUCUUCUCUAGAGUGGGAAAUUGUAACUUUGGGUGGUGGCAGGCCAGAAUCACCAAAAAGACCUCAACAUAUCUAUGGCUUGCCCAUGGGGCUAACUACAAUUCAAGAAGAGAGCAGAAGUAGAGACUGUAGUGUUGAACUGCCUGCAGGCUUUGCCAGAUCUCAAGAAACUCCUCAUAAGUCCCAAAAUUCUAUACAACCACAAUAUUCUGGUAGGCCUCGAGAUGCUAGGACUGACAUGCCGGUCAUGGUUGGUAGGCCUCAAGACCAGGUUCUACCUCAGGUGUCAAGGGUUGACUUUCACAGAGGCUUUACUGACUCUGAAUUGAACACCAAGCCUCAGGGUUUCAUGUCUGGUUUGAAUGGUCUUCAGAGUUGGCAUGAGGCAAGUGCUUUAAGGCCAGCGCUCCCUAGGAGUUCCCCCCAACCAAUUCCAGCUGCAAAGACUACUCAUAAGACGUGGGCCUUUCCUGGUUGCACAGAUUCUUUGGAAGAUAAGCAAGAGGAACGGAAUAGUUCUCUUUGUGCAAAGGAGUCCAGUCCUGCUAGCUUGCCUGAAGAAACCAGUGAGGAGGAGGUGUCCUCAGACAUCCAGUUGUCAUCGUGGACAGAGAAGGAGUUCAAAAUGAGGCUAAACUUCUUUAAGACCAUGGGUUAUGAGGAGCGGGUAGUUAAGAAAAUACUGUUGGAAGGUGGGGUGCAGGAGGCUCCUUCCACCAUCUUGGACAGGGUCCAGAUGGCUGAAGCUGGCUUGUGCCAGAAAGGAGAUAUUGUCCUGCCCCAGAUAGAGCCCGGGGGGAAAGAGCAUUCUCCAUCUCCAGAUAAGAGGCAGGAUGAAGAUGAAUAUCUGAAGGAACUCAUCAAAGCAGCCGUAGCCAACUGUGGCCACUCGCCCAGUGAGAUCCCUACAGAGAUACAAACUGGAGCGCCCCUAGCAGAUCUUCUGAGGCGGCUCCAUGAGAGAGGGGAAGUUCAAGAAGUGAUGGAAGGGGCAACAAAGCCGGAACAUAAAGAGCAGUCUGGUGUCCGGAAGGCAGCCAUUUUGACUCACGGGGAAUCUUCGCAGUGGAGGUCUGAGAUGGAUACAGGGCGGAACAAUGGGUCCCCUUUCCAGGAGUGGACCCAUGCAUCACCACCUAAACCAACUGUUGCUGCUUUGCCGCCUGACACUCCCACCGGUGGUAAUUCCUUCUUUUGUACAUCAAAUUCUGAGGGUAGCCAUUCCUCAGAAUGUACCAGCCUUGGACCUCAGGGCUCGAUUUCUACAGUAACCGGAGCCCAACGCUUUGAGGAAGCCCUCCAGGCGCAGUUCAAGCUCAAGCUGGCCAACACACCAGGCAAAAAGAACCUGCGGAUGGUCAUCAUUGAUGGCAGCAAUGUGGCCAUGAUGCAUGGUCUGAACCAGUUCUUCUCGUGUCGGGGCAUUGCUUUGGCUGUACAAUACUUCUGGGACCGUGGGCACCGGGAGGUGACAGUCUUAGUACCUCAGCAUCGGAUGGAAGAAGAUUCCAACGUGAGAGAGCGGCACUACUUGGUUGAGUUACACAAGCUGAGCAUCCUCUCUCUCACACCCUCCCGCAAAAUAGAUGGGAAAGGCAUUGUCCCGUACGAUGACAGGUUCAUGCUCAAGUUAGCCGAACAGACAAAUGGCGUCAUUGUCACCAAUGACCAGUUCAGAGAUCUGGCCAAAGAGUCCAAGAAGUGGAUCAAGAUCAUCAAGGAAAGCCUGCUGCAGUACAUCUUUGUGGGGAACAUCUUUAUGGUUCCUGAUGACCCCUUGGGACGUGGGGGACCCACCUUAGCAGAAUUCCUCAAGAAAAUCCCCAGCAGGACCAAGACUCCAAACUGCCAUUCCUUUAGUGGCCGGCCGGCCCCUACGUCCUUUCCCGUACGUCCCACUUCGCAGACAGAAGUCCUUCAGCUACGAGACAGGAAGCCACCGGGGGUUUUGCCUGCAGUCCGAAAGAGGAAUCCUCAAGAUGCCACGGCUGAGAAGGGGAUGCUUCGGCCAGCUGUGGAGACCGAAAGGCUGAGGAGAGACCUUCUGGAGAUCUUUGUGGGCCAGGACAAGAAAGUUGAUUUUGUCCUCAUGAGUGAACCUUACUGUGAAGACCUCAACAAGCUUUCAGAGGCUAUUCUCAGUCUCACUUUCUGAGCCAAUGAACUUGUUAUAGUCAUCCUUUCCCCAAAAUAUAAAGCGGGUACAUGAAUGCAGCAACAUUCAAGAUAAUUUUGGACCUCCAGAUUGUUGGAGUGACCUCUUUGGGGCACCAUCUUACCGCAUGAGAAGAGGUACAUAAGAAACUGGCUACAUAACACUGUGUAGUAAAUUUUUAACACCUCUCCAUACCCUCCAUGGGGUCCUUGGAUAUGGAUCAUGUCCCAUUUACCAGCCCAUAGCAAUAGCUCAGUUCCAGAAAAAUGUGAUCUUUUUGAGUGGCACUGAAAUAACUCAGUGUUAGAUUCUUGCAUGCAAUAAAGCCCAUGUACAGCUAGCCAAAGGUAUGACAGAGUAGUAACCCUCUAGUUGCGCAGCUUCUUUUGUAGGGAAGUGUCUGCUGCAAAUGGAAAUUGAAUCUUAACUUCCAUGAUUCUCUUCUGGUCCAAAGGAAUUAUUGGAAUUGUGUUGUGAGAGGCAUCUCUAACAGGAUUCCCAGCAUCUAUACGACAAUUAGUUGCAGGGUAAAAACUUGUUAAUUGAAUUCCAGGGUGAUUUAAAAUGGAAUAGGGACCUUCUGAUGUAACCUCUUUUUAGAUCUAUUCAGAAGACAAGUCCUUAGAAUCUCAGGUUCCCUGUGAAAACUAUUGAUUGAGCUAUUUUAUAUUUUAAAAAAUCAUGUCCUAAGCAUGGUUGAGCAUCAUGUCUAAACUGAAAAAAAUAAGUUUUAUUCCGAUUUUAAAAGUGCCUUCUGAUUUGCAAGGGAUUCUGAUGUUUUGAGCCCCAUAUUUUUACUUCAAAAACAUUCCACCUGUUCCACAGUCUUGAAAGGAAAAUUCAAAAUUAUUUUCUUAAUUUAAAGAAUGGCAUAGGAAAAUCUUUUCAAAUUUCCAAUGGAAAUGAAGUUGUGUUUGCUUUUUAUAGAAUCUGUACAGCACGUUGAGCUAUUUUUUAAAAAUUAAAGAUAAAUUUGUUUCCCUUGGUCA